Pestalotiopsis fici W106-1 is the source of this 1866-nucleotide messenger RNA. RefSeq lists its product as uncharacterized. Gene Ontology annotation, molecular function: propionyl-CoA carboxylase activity. The coding region runs from base 1 to 1866 and encodes 621 amino acids. Lineage: Eukaryota; Fungi; Ascomycota; Sordariomycetes; Amphisphaeriales; Sporocadaceae. The transcript has 3 exons. The record is from RefSeq and is a predicted model, not a curated record.
AUGGCAGAUGAUAAAAGAGACACCCGCAGCACACCUGCGACCAAGGCCCAAGACCGCGUAGGCCAGAUAUCUUCUCACCUCUCGGCCUCGUCGUCUUCCACUGCCACCAGAGGAGACAGUGUCGAGUCGGCGCAAAAAGCCAACAGCUCAAGGCGUCGCCGGAGAAAGUCUGCCGAAAAUGGCCCACCGGCAGACUACAGCGACAUCCUCUCGCAAAUCAGCACCCUGCGCACCAUGGCCGCCACUCCGGAGCCCACCCGGCCGGGCUAUGCGCGCCAGAAACAGGCAGGCAAACUCUGGGUGCGAGAACGAGUGGAGCAAAUGUUUGAUCGGGGCAGCGUACGGGAGAUUGGCAGCGUGAGCGGCACCGUCGAGUGGCGGACCAAGAAGCGUGACGCUUCCGAGGAUGCCAAGGAUACCAGCAGCACACGGCCGGAUGCCGAGGACCCAGAAUCCUUUGUGCCCAGCAACAAUGUCCAGGGUCUUGCUCUCGUGGGUGGGAGAAAGGUCUGCUUCACAGCCGACGAUUAUUCACUGCGGGCGGGCCAUGCCGACGGUGCGCUUUGGGAAAAGACUAUAUACAUGGAAAAGCUCUGUUUUCAUCUGCGGAUCCCCAUUGUAAAGCUUGUCGACGGUUCUUCGGGUGGAGGAUCAGUCACCAGCAUACGCACAAACGGCUACUCCUAUGUCCCUCCGCUCAACUCAUUUGACGUGGUUGUCGCACAGCUGAACGCGGGCAUUCCGAAUCUCGGAGCCGUGCUGGGACCGGCCAUUGGUCUCGGAGCGGCUCGCGUGGUAUCGUGUCACUUUUCCGUCAUGGCCGGAGACAUUGGUUCCCUCUUCAACGCAGGGCCCAAGGUUGUCGCCGGGGCGACCUUUGAAGAGGGUCUGAGCCUGCAGGACUUGGGCGGCCCAGACAUGCACGUACGCAACGGAACCAUUGACAAUUAUGCUGCCAAUGAAAAGGACGCCUUUAGACAGCUCAGGACGGUGCUGUCAUACCUGCCCAACAACGGUGCCUCGCUUCCUCCCUGUCUGACCUCGGAUGAUCCGCGCUCCCGGACGGACGAGUUGCUCAGAAGCAUCAUUCCCAGGAAGAAGGAGCGCAUGUACGACCCGCGCAAGAUUAUCAGUACGAUUGUGGACAAGUCGUCCUUUUUCGAGAUUGGAGCCCUUUGGGGCACCACGGCCAUUGUGGGUUUGGCGCGACUCGGAGGACAGCCAGUGGGCAUCAUUGCCAACAAUUGCGAGGUGAAUGCUGGCGCGUUGGACGCGGCAGGCUCACAAAAGAUGGCCAAGCAUCUCAAGUUCUGCGAUGUGUUUAAUCUCCCCGUGGUCCAGUUUGUCGACAUUCCGGGUUAUGCCAUUGGAACGGUCGCGGAAAGGACGGCGACAAUGAGACAUGGCGUCUCUCUUGUGACUGCCUACUAUAGCACAACGAUGCCUAUUUUCAAUGUCAUUUUGCGCAAGGUAUAUGGUGUAGCGGGCGGAGCAAUGAUGGAUUGCCGCGAUCCUCGGAUGAGAGUGGCCUGGCCGAGUGGCGACUGGGGCUCCUUGCCGUUGGACGGAGGGAUAGAGGUCGGCCACAGCGCAGAACUCAAGCGGGCAUACCAAAAAGGUGUACAGGAAGGUGGCGAGGAAGAGGGAAAUAGGCAGAAGCAAGCGCUCUACAAUGACCUCGAGCGCGAAUAUAGGCGAUUCAUGAAUCCGGUUCGAACCGCCAACGCCUUUGGAAUCGAGGAGAUUAUUGACCCGGCCAACACUCGCCCGCUACUUUGUCAAUGGGUCAGCCAUGUGUACGAGGAGCUGUUGCCCAUUAGGCUCAGGGAAAGGGACACUGGGAAGAUAUGCCCAAGGUUCUCGUAA